Messenger RNA from Dreissena polymorpha, 2176 nucleotides. RefSeq lists its product as uncharacterized. Lineage: Eukaryota; Metazoa; Mollusca; Bivalvia; Myida; Dreissenidae. The transcript is spliced from 2 exons. The record is from RefSeq and is a predicted model, not a curated record. The coding region runs from base 1 to 798 and encodes 265 amino acids.
AUGACAACAUGCAAAAAGACUGCAAUUUCAUUGAUAAAAGUGGCAGCUAAUCAUAUUCCCUUCUUUAAAAACUAUCAAGAUGUGGUUCCAGAAAAUGUUUGGAAUGAAUUAACGCCUGCUGGGUUAAACCAAAAGAAUCAUGUAAUUCCCUUGCCUGUACUACACAGAAAUGAACAGAAAUAUGAUGAAGUUGUAGAUAUUCUGGACUUUUAUGAGGAUUUCCUCACAGAAUGCUACAAUUCAGCUGGUGUGGAUAGAGGUACCAUAAAAACACAUAUUGGUGGCGAUCCAUUGACCAGAGAAAGGUUUUCUGGUGCAAAACGACUACGAGCAGGUGGACUAAGUGCUAAGGAAUGUUUUGAGCGCCUGUCUCCAAUUACUUUUGAAAUGUUUCAUCUGCUAAUGAACUAUGUGAAGUUGAUUUUUAAACAAGUCUACAAUGUAAAUAGUACAGGUGAACUUGGGACAAUGAAGUGUGAAGCAACACGAAUAUUUAGAACCUCAGUAAAUGAGAAUGUGAAUGAAAACUAUGAUGCAGAUAAAGACUUUAUAGUUUCAUACGUUGAUGCCUACAUUGUAGAAGCAGUUAUGGAUUAUUUUGGAAUGGAUGACCCACUAAGCUCACCAGCUAGACAUUGCCCUCUCUCUCAGACACAAACCAAAGCUGAAAAACAGUCCUGGGUCAUGAUGGAAUUCUGUGAAAUUGUCAAAAAUUAUGUGUGGGCUAAAGACGAAAAAAAUCUCUAUUCCAAGAGUCUGGAGUUGAAUGUGAUGGAACUGUUGUUGAGGUACAACUAGGAAAUGGAAGGAAAGUUAACCUAUUUCUGAAGAAGAAGACAUCUGAGCCAAAGUUACCCGAUUAUGUCAAACAGUACAGCCAUCUUGUUCUUGAACUAGGAUUGCAGUUUAAAACUUUAAUAAGUUUAUGCCAUAGUCGAAACGGAAACAGAGGAUGAGCAUUGCUUAAAACAACCAUGUUACAUUUUAAGGCAAACAAUGAAUGCUCAAAAUAUGCAUAUGAAAUAGCCCGUCUUCUAGUUCACCAGUUCUGUAUAUUAUCUGAAAAGGAAGCCUGUGAAGAGUUUUUUGGAAUGUUUGUCAAUACUACAGGAAAAGAAAAUGCACACAUUCCAUGUGAUUUGAAAAUGAAGCACAUAGUGAAAGACAUAAAGUCCAAUAUCAAGCACAUGUUUUCAAACAAAACAGUCCAAAAUAUAACUACAAGAAGCAGUGCAUUGCCUGUUAUUAAAGCAGUCUCAGAGGCAUUUGAUGACGUUACCGGUGUGAUCAUCAGGUCAAAGAGACAUACUAGAACUUCCUCUCUGCAUGAUGAAGCAGAAAUUAUAAAGGAUAUUCAUCAAAUUCAACCAUUUGUUUACAAAGCAGGACGAAAACACUUAUCAUUUCCAAAUGUACCAAAGCAAAUGACUUGUGACUUGGAUGAGAAAAAGUACCAUACUUGGAUUGAAACACAAAAGUAUAAGUAUGCAACUGAUCUCGGGAAUUAAAUAGUUAUCAGUUAUGUAUGCAAAAGCAAUAUACUCUUGAAGAACAAAUACAUGUUAAAAGAUGUGUCCUAAUCAGCAAUUGCAUAAACGGACAUAAAACAUCAAAUGAACAGUGUCCUUGUGAAAAUGGGUCUGAUGCCAUAAAUAGUGCAUCUUCAGACCAAUCUGCAAAUUUAACACUCUGAUCAGGGGAUAUCAUGUCCGGUAAUAAGACCACAAUACUUGACGUGUUGUUUCAGCGGACAAGUAGCUUCUGACUACUCUGGUUGCACAUGGUGUAAGACCUAUUUCCCCAUGACACGGCUCAUACUCUUUGUCAUUUUAGAGAGAAGUCAUGCUUGUGCAUAGUGAAUGAAAAUGGGUGGAAAAGUCACAUAAAAUCACUUGGGUGUGUAAACUAAACUUACUGUUAGUGUGUGCAUGCAUAAACACGUGUUAUUGAUACAUGUUUGAAAUAUAGCAUUUUAGGGCAUUGCCUAUAUCUUGUUUUGUAAUAUGUUUGUCAUUAAUACCAAAGUAUUGUUUUUUCUUGAACUUAAAAAAGAGGGAGAGAUGAGGUUGAAUAUCUGAAUUUGUAAUGUACAUUGAAUUUACCAACCAGUUAUACAAGCAAUAGUUUUUACAUUGUAAAUCCAAUAUCCAAUGUCAGUAAACUGCUUAACUAAAUA